Messenger RNA from Spea bombifrons (plains spadefoot toad), 2046 nucleotides. RefSeq names its product caspase recruitment domain family member 9 (gene CARD9). Gene Ontology annotation, biological process: regulation of apoptotic process; positive regulation of canonical NF-kappaB signal transduction. Lineage: Eukaryota; Metazoa; Chordata; Amphibia; Anura; Pelobatidae. The transcript is spliced from 13 exons. Bases 121 to 1683 code for a protein of 520 amino acids. The record is from RefSeq and is a predicted model, not a curated record.
CUCGCCCCACUCGGCAAGCCAACACUCGCUCCUGCCACUCCUUUUAAAUCACUCACACACGCCGAGCCGGAGUUCGGAGGCCCGCCGCUCGUCCAAAGGUUAGAUCCGUUUUAGUCCAUCAUGUCGGAGGAUGAAGAUGAAGGAUGCUGGAGCAAGCUAGAGCAUUAUCGAGUCAAGCUCAUUUCCAUCAUAGAUCCCAACAGGAUCACGCCGUAUCUCCGCCAGUGCCGGGUCUUGAACAGCGACGAUGAGGAACAGGUUUUCAACGACCCCAACCUUGUCAUCCGAAAGAGGAAAGUGGGUGUACUUCUAGACAUUCUUCAGAAGACCGGCUGUAAAGGAUACAACGCGUUCUUAGAAAGUCUAGAAUUAUACUAUCCUAACCUGUACAAGAAGAUAACCGGAAACGAGCCAAGUCGCGUCUUCUCCAUGAUUAUCGACACGGCCGGAGAGUCCAGCCUGACGCAGCUUCUCAUGAACGAGAUGUUGAAGCUUCAGCAGGUCAUCCAGGAGGAGAGACAGAAUUACAAGAAGCUGAACAUGUUGCUCUGUGAGAAGGAGGACACCAUCCGGCAGAUGCAGUUGAAAGACAGCGAGCUGAAGAAGCACCAAGAACGAGUCCAGAAGAUGAAGGAGGAGAGAGACAACUUCAGCAAAGAGCUGAAAAAAUGCAAAGAUGAGAACUACGACCUGGCCAUGAGGUUCGCGAGUCAAAGCGAAGAGAAGAAUUCCGCGCUGAUGAAGAAUCGAGACCUACAACUUGAGAUAGAGAAGUUGAAACACAAUCUCAUGAGAGCAGAGGAUGACUGUCAGCUGGAGAGGAGACAGACCAGCAAGUUAAAGAACGCAAUUGAGAAACGGCCAAGCCCAGACCAUAUUGACGAGCUGGAGAGGGAGAACAGGCUCCUCAAAGCCAAAAUUCUAGAGCUGGAGAACCCCACGCAAAAAGUAUCCAAGGAAGUAACGGGAGAGAAGACAAAAAUGUACAUCCAUACCCUAGAAAAUGAGCGUAGACAGGCCUUGGAGCAGUAUCAGGAUAUGGUGAACAAAAUGUACACCCUCAGAAUGACCCUUCGACAGGCCGAAGACCUACGUGACAGGUACUUGGAAGAGAAGGAAGUAUUGGAGCUGCAGUGUACCACCUUGAAAAACGACUCCAAGAUGUACAAAGAACGCAUUGAGGCCAUUUUACAACAGAUGGAAGAAGUGUGCAUCGAACGAGACCAGGCCAUAGCUACGAGGGAAGACUUCCACAAGCAUUAUUCCAAAAGCCUAAUGGAUAAGGACGUGUACCGAAGACAGAUCCGAGAACUCGGGGAGAAAUGUGACGACCUCCAGAUACAACUUAUUAGAAGUGAUGGGAAACUAUUGGCCGUGGAGACCAAGCUGAAAAGAAUGGAGUCAUUGGUGCAGUCUUCUGAUAUGGAUGAUAUUUCUUCACGUAGUUCACAGGAGAUUACCAUACAGGUCUGUCCUGAUGAAAACCAAACACAAGACGAAAACAAGUUGGAAAUCAAACCUGUGGAGAACUGUAAAAGCUGUCUGGAUAUAUCAGAGCAAAAGAUCAACAGACGUCGGGUCAAAAGAAGCUUAGAGAACAAUCGGAGGAAGAAAGCCUUUAGCGGUAAAACCUUAAAAUCGGAAGAACAUAACGACUCAACAGAAAGCGAUACGAGUCCAUGAGAAGGAAAAGGACGGGUCUUCAACAAGCAUGGACUUUGUAACAUGGAGCCACGGGAGAUUUACGAGCCCCUGAACGUAUCAUUUUUUUUACUUUGAAAAUAAGCUAUUGUAGGUUCUUUUAAGUCUCUAGAGAUGUGAGAAAAAGCUGAUGUUCGUUGGAUACGGCAGACAAGAAGGCGCCAUAGGGAUGAAUGAGAAUACGGGACAAUGCCUGGAGGUGCAGGACACUUCUUCAGAUCUGCUCAUCUCAAAUACAAGGGGGCCAUUUUUUUUUAUUAGUAUACAGGGUUUGGAGUCCUCAUGUCUCACAUUGUCUACAGCUAGAACGGCCACCUCUAACAGUAAACAGGAUUGGUGACAUCA